CGGCAGGUGGUCUCCGCGCACCCAGCACUUAACCGCAGCUUAUUAAUUGGAUUAUGACAAGUUUCCACAUCAGAACGCAGACAGCACACGGCUGAAAUGGACGGAAUAGACUGACUUUUUUUUCUUUUCUUGUUCUUUUGGAGCCAGACUAGAUCUCUUUCUUCAAGUCGCUCUCAAGGACGCUGUAAAUUGGUAGAUAAGAGUUUCUUUUUAACGGACUGCGCGUCUUUGCGUGCGUAAAGCUCUCUGUGUAGACAUUCGAGACUGUUGACAGUUUUAUUUUUGUUUUUAUAGUUUUUUUUUUAAGUUGAAAUUAGUACAUUGUAAAUAAUGGCGCUAGCUAGAUUCAGUAAAAUACUUCGUCUGCCCACUCUUGAAAUGAAAAAGAAAGUCAAACAGUACGAGCACGUCAACCGGGACGUCAAUCCCAACGACAUAUGGGAAAUUGUUGGUGAGCUGGGCGACGGUGCGUUUGGAAAGGUAUACAAGGCCAGGAACAAAGAGACGGGAGCGCUGGCUGCAGCCAAAGUGAUCGAGACAAAAUGUGAGGAAGAGUUGGAAGAUUACAUGGUUGAGAUUGACAUCUUGGCUAAAUGUGAUCACCGCUACAUUGUCAAGCUGCUUGACGCAUUCUACCAUGACAACAAGCUCUGGAUUAUGAUUGAGUUCUGCCCUGGAGGAGCUGUGGAUGCUGCAAUGCUAGACUUGGAUCGGGGGCUGACAGAGCCACAGAUUAAGGUGGUUUGUCGCCAGAUGCUGGAGGCUCUGGUCUACCUCCAUGGAAAAAAGAUCAUCCACAGAGACCUGAAGGCUGGUAACAUUCUUCUUAUGCAGGAUGGUGACAUUAAACUGGCUGAUUUUGGUGUGUCUGCAAAAAAUACCAAAACCUUACAAAGAAGAGAUUCUUUCAUUGGAACACCAUACUGGAUGGCUCCAGAGGUGGUCAUGUGUGAGACGAUGAAGGAUGCGCCGUACGACUACAAGGCUGACAUCUGGUCUUUGGGAAUCACUCUGAUCGAGCUUGCACAGAUUGAACCCCCACACCACGAGCUCAACCCCAUGAGGGUGCUAUUAAAGAUAGCAAAGUCUGAGCCUCCAGGCCUGGAGAGGCCACAGAAAUGGUCACAGGCAUUCAAUGAUUUCCUGAGGAAAGCUUUGGAUAAAAACCCAGAGGCUCGCCCAACUGCAGCACAACUGUUGGAGCACCCUUUUGUGAAAUCAGUGACAUCUAACCGUCCGCUAAGAGAGCUGGUGGCUGAGGUCAAGGCUGAGGUCAUGGAGGAAAUCGAAGACAAUAGAGAGGAAGGAGAGGAAGACGACGGCAUGGACCUCACUGUGUCCUCAGACAAAGAGCCAUGCCAGACAAGUCAGACCAGUUUGGAGGGAGACCAGCCCCCAGACACCCCAAGCCCUACACCCUCUGCACCUACACCAGUCCCUCUCCCCAGGAAGCAGAACCAGCCAGGUACUCCAACAGAGGACGAGCCAGGCUCCAUCAUGGAAGUCCCUGUACCCCUGCCACGACAGAAUCUCCCCAAGAACGAUCCAGAUGAGAUGGGAGACAAACUCGGUGAAGUCCUUGAGCCAGACAAAUCUGAGAGUGAGGGGUCAACCAAGACUACCUUCUCAGACUCUGGUAUCGAGGAUGGGAAGAGUACACCCACAAUGGAGGACGAAAAGGUUGCCGGGGACACCCCAGAGACAGAACAGCCGCCAUCUAUCCCUCAACAGGAGGCAUCUGAGGAACCUCUUGAAAUCAUCAUGGACUCAACAGAACCACAGGUCCCUAAGAGCUCAACUAAUGGAGCAUUGCCAAAUUCAAGUUCUGGUCUGACUCCAGCACCUUCGCAUGCAUCCUACACUGCUCUUACCCCGGUAGCAAACGGCAGCCUCAUAAAGGGUACCCCCGAGCAGACACCGAUGGGAGAAAAUGCUGACCCUGGCUCAUCUUAUAUCAAUGGAGGGAUUAUCAACACACGGCUAUAUUCAGGCAGCAUGGACAUGUCUGUCAACAAGGAGAACAUGUCCAUUUGUGCAAGGGACUUUUCACGUAAGACUCUGAAGCGCACCAGGAAAUUUGUUGUUGACGGUGUAGAGGUGAGUGUGACCACCUCCAAGAUCAUCAGAGAUGAUGAGAAGAAGGAUGAGGAGAUGAGAUUCCUCAGGCGGCAGGAGCUGCGUGAGCUCCGUCUGCUGCAGAAGGAAGAGCAGCGCGCUCUGGCUGCUCUGAAUACCAAACUGGAAACACAAAGGGAACAAAUGCAAAGACGUUUCGACCAGGAGAUGAAUGUCAAGAAGAAGAACUAUGAUCUGGAACUAGAAAAUCUGGAAAGGCAACAGAAGCAGGCAAUUGAAAAAAUGGAGGAAGACCACAAAGUUAAACUGAAAGAAGAGACCAAACGUAUCAAAGCAGAACAGGAACGAGACUAUCACAAAUUCCAGGACCAGUUAAAGCAAAAGAAAAAGGAGGUAAAACAUUCUGUUAAUAAGCUGCCCAGAAGUCAGCGUAAAGAUACUUUGAAACACAUGAUGAAUUCCUUCCAAGAAAAGAAGAUGACAGAGGAAGAGACAUUCUUGGCAGCUCAGAAAAACUAUCUGGACACCACACUGAAGAACAUCAUUGCCAACAACAAGAGAGAGAUCGCAGAGCUGGAGAGGGAAUGCCUUCACAAAAAGCAAAGCCUAAUCAGAGAGCGUGAAGCUACAAUAUGGGACAUGGAGGAGAAGAACCUUUACGAGAGACACCAGCUGUUGAAGCAGCAGCUGAAAGAUCAGUACUUCCUCCAAAGGCAUCAACUUCUCAAAAAGCACGAGAAGGAGAAGGAACAGAUGCAGAGCUACAAUCAGCGAAUGACCGAGAUCCUGAAAACUCGGCAGCAGGUGGAGAAGAGCCGACUGCCUAAGAUUCAGCGCAGCGAGGCAAAGACUCGAAUGACCAUGUUCAAAAAGAGCCUCCGCAUUAACUCAUCGGGGAAUUCCUCAGAGGACAGGGAGAAGGUCAAACAGUUUUCUCUGCAGGAGGAGAAGCGGCAGAAGGCCGAGCGGCUGCAUCAGCAGCAGAAGCACGAGAACCAGAUGAGGGACAUGACUGGUCAGUGUGAAAGCAAUAUCAGAGAGCUGCAGCAGCUACAGAAUGAAAAAUGUCACCUACUGAUUGAGAAUGAGACUCAGAGGCUCAAGAUGUUGGAUGAGCAACACAACCAACUGAUGAAGGAUUGGAGGGAUCAGCUGAAGCCCAGAAAGAAGGCCCUUGAAGAUGAGCUGAAUGCGAGGAAAAAAGAUCAGGAGGCUUUCUUCAGGUUGAGUGAUGGCUUCGAAUGCCCAAACCCCAGCUCUCCCCAUAAAGUCUCAAAGUUUGUGCCUUACCAAGACGAGACGACCACAUGAGAACAGAUGCUGCGACACUGCACGGUAUCCUCUUCUGCCCACUAACGCAGCCGCUGCUGGUGUUGCCAUCGCCUGGUGUGUUUUUUUUUGUUUUUGUUUUUGGCGCUUUAGCAGUACUGUCAGAAUGCUGAUCGAUCCUUUAGCUUUCUUUAUCGUUUUAGUGAAUAUUUGUUUUAACUAAUGUUUUAAUUCAUGUUCUGAUGCGCUUCAUGUGACACCCUCAUUUAAUUUCUGCUCCCAUACAGUGUUUACUUCCUUUUUCUGUUCAAGUGUGCGUUGUAUUUCUCGCCAGUGAAGCGUGCGGCUAGUGUGAUACAAUGGCUUUUUAUUUAGGUGAGCUGAAGAUAACAAUCUGUUUCACUGAGUACAUAUUCAGGAGAACCACCUUUAUGAUUAGGAACAAGUUUUUGUCCAAAGCACUCAGCCAGGAAUUAUUUUUUUUGUUUUUUUGGCAUGACAACGAUGAAUGCUAGACAUAUUGGUGACCCAAUUAGCACUUUUUGCUUAUUCCAAUAUUGUCAGGGUUAUCUUCUAAAUAAGACCAAAAACCGCUCUAAAAACAUAAUUUACUGAAUCUUUUUUUUUUUUUUUUUUUGCCUUACUUUGAUUUGCUCAUUAACUUUGCCUUAGCUGCUAAAGUCUGCCUUUUAUUUAUUUUACUCACAAAGAACAACGUUACCCAGCUUUAUCACUGUACAUUCUUAAUUUAACCAUUUACUUUGUCUUUUAAUCACGGUAUGAAGGAUGUGAUAAUUUUUGUAUUUUUUUUUUUAAUUGAGGGAUGAGGCUGAAUCCAAAUAUAUUUGAAUUAAAUGGUUUCCUUCAAGAUUAGCAAAUAAGGGAAGACAAGUUGUUUUUCAGUGUUUUUAGUUAUUUUUCUGUUGUAUUACU
Messenger RNA from Archocentrus centrarchus (flier cichlid), 4278 nucleotides. It is a transcript of the gene stk10, whose product is annotated as serine/threonine kinase 10. The transcript is spliced from 20 exons. Gene Ontology annotation, molecular function: ATP binding; protein serine/threonine kinase activity. The record is from RefSeq and is a predicted model, not a curated record. Lineage: Eukaryota; Metazoa; Chordata; Actinopteri; Cichliformes; Cichlidae. Gene Ontology annotation, biological process: protein phosphorylation. The coding region runs from base 331 to 3387 and encodes 1018 amino acids.